AUGCCAGAGGCGUUCUUCUCCUGUGCAUGCUCAACCAGACAGCUAUACUAAUUUGUUGUCUUGCUAAACUCACUCCCCUAAUUUCUUCUUGGCACCCCAACUUCACAUAAACAUAUCACUAUAUAUUGAGGGUGCUACACAGAUCUCAAUCCACCAAAUUACCUCCUUCUCUUUAACCAUUCCGUUUGAUGAUGGAGCAAACCAAAGAGAAGAUGGUUACUAGUGUGGAUUCUUCUUCAAAUCAUGUUGAAGAAUUCCAACCAGAAAAACAGGAUAAGGAUCCUGGUGUUCCAAGAAGAACUGUCUCAAACUAUUCUGCCAAAAAGUUAAUGAAGAAGAAGAAACUCAUAAAAAAAUUGAAAGAUGAGACCAAAAUCUUGCAGGAUGAACUUGCCGUACUCAAACCACAAUAUGAGAUACAAAAACAGUAUUUGCAGCGUUUAAUGGAGGAAGAGAAGGCGUUGCUCAAGGAAAUGCAUGAUCUUCAGGAAAAGGCAUUGCUCAGAAAUGCUAAAGGUGAGAACAACAUGAACACAAUGAAAUCGCUGCAGGAGCUCCGACAAAAGCAGCUAGAGCAAUUGGUUGAGCUUGGCAUUGAUCCGCUUGAUCCUGUGUUCAGUGCUGCACAAGAUGGAGGAAGUGGAUCGAAGUCUUCAUGAGGCAAGGAAGAUGGUGACAGCUGCUAUGCAUGAAAUAAAGGAUGAGACGAUGUUGGAAGAAGAACUAAUAGGAUUUCCAUUUCAUGUUGUUUGUAGUCUCUGAAAAAACAAUGUUGUUUGCAUAAUGUUGUUUGCAUAGUGGUUGUAUAAGUGGAGGUUUAAUUUAUUUAAUGUUUUUCUUUGAUUAA
Messenger RNA from Vigna unguiculata (cowpea), 847 nucleotides. RefSeq lists its product as uncharacterized. Lineage: Eukaryota; Viridiplantae; Streptophyta; Magnoliopsida; Fabales; Fabaceae. The record is from RefSeq and is a predicted model, not a curated record.